Messenger RNA from Pseudogymnoascus verrucosus, 1147 nucleotides. RefSeq lists its product as uncharacterized. Bases 548 to 1147 code for a protein of 199 amino acids. The transcript is spliced from 2 exons. The record is from RefSeq and is a predicted model, not a curated record. Lineage: Eukaryota; Fungi; Ascomycota; Leotiomycetes; Thelebolales; Thelebolaceae. Gene Ontology annotation, cellular component: mitochondrion; mitochondrial intermembrane space.
AUGUGGUGGGGGUUUGAACAUUUUAGAACAAAGCAACGAAAUUUUCAUAUCGAUUUAAGAUAUCAAAGAAAUAUGAUCUGAAAAUUGCAAAUGGCCGACUAUACACAGGAUAGGCCUCCUAGAGCGUUACUAUCUCGUCCGAGACAUUCACUUGUCAUACGGUUUGAGAGCGAUUUGUACGUAAGGGAGAAACGAUUGCCACACGAAGAACAUCCUUAGAAAGAACUCACAAUGAGGACCUCCACAUUCGUGUUCUUCGACAUGUUAUACGCAUCUUACAGAAGCAUAGAAGCAUCCCCAGCCUUGAAGCUCGACAGAUUCCCCAUCCAAGGAAUAGCCCACUUCGUCAUCGAGGUCUCUUAUCAGCCAAACCGCGCUUAGAUAAAGCCAAGGUAAAAAGUACAUUACUACAGUACCAACAUCACCGCCCAAACCAGACCUUCCAGACCACCUAACCGCCAAUCCACAAACCCACGAAAUCACCAACCCAACACCAUCCACCGUGGCGAACCUCAUCUGGUCAAAGCUGCCUCCCUCCUCGCCCACCAUGGCAACGGAAGAGAUGGUUUCCCAACCCCCCCACCCAGCAUUAACUCCUCAAUUCUGCUUCUCCACCGCCGCCCUGCGAGACUUCAUCCGCAUCUCCCGCUCCUCAAUCGACGACUCCAUAACCCAAAACCUUAACGCCCUCGCCACCCCCGCCUCCCGCGGCUUCGACGUAACCUCCACCUCGCACCGCACGCCCUCCGGCGCCCGCACGCUCGACCCCAACGCAUGCACCUCCUUCAAGUCCUCGAUCCUAUUCCCAGCAUGGCAAGCGCGCUCCGACGUGCUCCAGUACUGCGGACACGUAGCUGUGUCUCCGGACCCGGAUGAUCCGGGGCUGGUGGCGAGGCAGCUGGAGGAGGAGAGGGGGAAGGCGAGGGUCAUUAAUGAUAGGCUUGAUCCUUAUUCGUCGAGGUUUUUUCCGAGGGAGAGUAGGACGGAGGAGUUGGCGAGGGUGGUGAGGAUGGAGAGUGGGGUGGAGAGGAUUGUGAGGGCGAGGACUUGGGAGGUUGUGGAGGAGAGGUGUGGGGAGGGGAGGGGGAAGGGGUGGGAGGAGGCGCUGAGGGAGUGGGAGAGUGGGAAGAAGAGGGGGGGGGAGUGA